AUGAUCAAAGAUGACGAAGGACGUGUUAUGCACAUGGAGUCGUCAGACGUGGCUAUCGACCUUGACCUCAAGACGGAUAUCGUUGAGUAUGACGAGAAGUACAAGAAACGCGUCACCCGGAAAAUCGACAUGCGCUUAGUGCCACUAUGUGCCUUUAUCUACUUGCUCAACUACCUUGAUAGGACCAACAUCGGGAAUGGAAAAAUCCUCAACCAAGAAACCGGUGACUCCUUUCUGCAGAAAACCAACAUGAGCUCUAUAGAUUAUUCCGUGGUAUUAACUAUCUUUGGUGUCGCCUACACACUGUUCGAUGUCCCGGCCAACUGGAUUAUGAAGCGAUAUGUCCGCCCUUCGCACUGGCUUGGCUUUCUUAUGUUGUCUUGGGGAAUCCUCACACUAGGGUUUGCGUGGUCUAAGAAUUUCCACACAGUUGUUGUGUUGCGGUUUCUGAUUGGGGUCUUCGAAGCUGGCUUCUUUCCGGGUAUUGUAUACCUCAUUACCUUUUGGUAUACCCAAGAACAACGAUCUCUACGCAUUGCUCUCGUUCUGGCGUCUGCAUCUCUCGCUGGAGCCUUUGGGGGCUGCAUCGGAUAUGGCGUUGGGUUCAUGAACGGUGAUGGAGGUCUCGAAGGUUUCCGUUGGCUUUUCAUUAUUGAAGGUCUCAUCACCAUUCUUUGCGUGCCACUGGUUAUAGUGUUCUUGCCAAACUGGCCAGCUGUGGCGAAAUGGCUCAGUGAUGACGAGAAAAAUUGUAUUACAAUUCAGCUUGAGGCACAAGCAAGUGGCUUCACCAGAGAGCGUGCAAGCCGACGAGAAGUUCUAGAGACAUGUUUUACUCCUCGCAUGGUCGCUCACUACUUCGCAUACUUGACCAACACUAUUGUUCUCAACUCGCUUGCAUACUUUACCCCCACCAUCGUCGCACGUCUAGGAUACACAUCCAUCACAGCUCAACUUAUGACCGUUCCUCCUUGGGUUAUUGGAUACGUCGUUUCUCUUGGCCUUGCAUAUUCUGCGGACCGUUUCAAUGCGCGCGGUAUUCACGUUGCAUGCGCCACCUUCUUGAGCGGUGUUGGAUUUCUUGCCUGUACUUUACUGCCUGCCAAUGCCUACCUAAAGCGUUACGGAUGUCUGAUUCUCAUUGCUUGCGGAGCUUUUCCCAGCGCUUCCCCAAUGGUAGGCUGGCUUACGUGCAACGUCCCGAGCCAAAGAACUAUGGGUCUAGCUGCCGCCAUCAACAAUGGAACAGUGGGAAUUGCGUCGAUCAUCUCAGUUUGGAUUUGGCCAGCGACAGACGCGGCUCGCGGUUUCCCUAUAGGUAACAUUGUGUGUUCAACUGCUAGCUUUUUAACCACGGCUAUUAUGGUGGGGUUGAGAUUUCACUAUGGUAGGAUGAACAAGAACGGCAAACCCGACGCAAGCGGGGUGCAACGAGUUUGGGCUUAUUAG
Molecule: messenger RNA, 1449 nt
Organism: Pseudogymnoascus verrucosus
Lineage: Eukaryota; Fungi; Ascomycota; Leotiomycetes; Thelebolales; Thelebolaceae
Exons: 3
Coding region: 1-1449 (482 amino acids)
Biological process (GO): transmembrane transport
Cellular component (GO): membrane
Molecular function (GO): transmembrane transporter activity
Source: RefSeq, a predicted model, not a curated record